Manis pentadactyla (Chinese pangolin) is the source of this 4335-nucleotide messenger RNA. RefSeq names its product homeodomain interacting protein kinase 4 (gene HIPK4). The record is from RefSeq and is a predicted model, not a curated record. The coding region runs from base 1781 to 4024 and encodes 747 amino acids. Gene Ontology annotation, biological process: peptidyl-threonine phosphorylation; peptidyl-serine phosphorylation. Lineage: Eukaryota; Metazoa; Chordata; Mammalia; Pholidota; Manidae. The transcript is spliced from 4 exons. Gene Ontology annotation, cellular component: cytoplasm; nucleus. Gene Ontology annotation, molecular function: ATP binding; protein tyrosine kinase activity; protein serine/threonine kinase activity.
AACAUGGGCCUCCUCUGGUCUGAGGAGAGUCAGGAAGGCCUUGGGGUAGCCCCAGGGCAGGGGGUGUAGGGAGAAGGCCCUAGCCCUUCAAAAUCCCCAAUGGACUCUGAACAGGCCUCCGGCAGGUUCCCCAUCAGAGCACAGCUGCAGGACCGCUCUGCUGGGGACUCCUGGCCUGGGGCCCUAGGAGGGCAGAAUGAUUGCUACCCACCUGCCCCCUGCUGGUCACCUGCCCGCCACCCAGCACCUCCCCAUCCUUGCUGUCCCUUUCCUGUCUAGCUGGUUUAACUGCCUAGUCCACCUUAGUCCACCCUGGCCACACCCAGGAAGGCCCCUCCCGGUCCUCUCUCCAGCCUCAUGGUUUCAGAGUCUCCACCCAGACAUGCCUGGCUGUCUAUCACGACUAGGUCCUAGGGUCCUCAGCCCUUACUGGGGCUGGAUCUUGGCCCCCAGGGACCUGUCUAGGUCCUCCUGCCCCCCUCUCCAGGGCCGCCAGACUCCUCCAUGUCUCUCUCUGAUGCCCCAGACUGGACUAAGAAGACACACUGUCCGGUCCCAGAUCUCCUCGUGCCCCUCUAUCUGCCCUUCCACUCUCUGCAUCUCUGCUGUCCCAUCCUAGAGGGUGAAGGGUCACUCCCUUGAGCUGUCACAGACCCCUCAUUCCAGCACUUUGUCUUUUCAAGCUGGCCCCUCUUGAGUCACUACCCUGUCGAUGUACUUCCUCUUCGUCCCCUCCACACCCAGCAGGAGCUAUCUACACCCGAGGGGCAUGCCCCUUGCUCAAGCCCCUCACAUGUAGGUCUUCCUCCCACCAUGGCUGACCUCCGUGGUCAUGCAGAGGACUUCCUCUGUCUCCUUUAUGCUGACUUCUCCGGGCUUCUCCCUCCUUGCUGAACACCGUCUUCUCCCUUCCCCACCCCUCCUCUCUCUCCUCAUGCCCCUUGGGCCCUCAGGACUCCUCCCGGGCCCUCAUCCACCCACACAUCCUCUUUGGGCUGUGUUGCCCUCAAGUUGUCCCACAUAGGGAUCCGGUGGCCUCUGUGUGCCCCCCCCCGACAUCUCCUGGGCAUUAGGAGGGUGUGUGAGCUGGUGGCUCUAGAUGCAGACUGUCUCUGGCACCCAGGUGGGCGAACUUAGGCAAUUUUUAAACUUCUCUGUGCCUUGAUUUUCUCUUCCAUAAAAAGGCAGCUAUUAAGCCGCACGUUGUAAGGAUUAGCUAAGGCUUCUAAAGUGCUCAAUACAUGUUUAAAUGUUGCAGUGUCUAAUUCCCAAGUCUGACCUCAGCAUCCUCUCCCUGAAAGUGCUCCUUAUCCAUUCCUCCGUCUCAAGGACCCUGCCAUCAUUACCCAGGCCAGGGUCCUGGGCCUUGUCCUGAAUGGUCUCUCUCAUUUCCCUCAAACCAGUCAGUCCCACAGCCUGGCCUCCUGGCCUCCUGAGUACAUCUGCCAGCCUCCUGUCCAGCACCCCAACCUUUCCCACCUGGGCCCUGCUCCAGGCUCAGGGCCUCCACUCUUGCUCUCUCCAACCCACCCUUCUUCACACAGUAGCUGUCUGUCAUUCAAGUCGGUCUGUGCCCUCCCUUGCUCAAAACCCUUCGGUGGCUCCCCAGUGCCCUCAGAAUGAAUUCAAACUCCUUAGCCUGGCAUUCAAAACCUUUGAUAACUUGGCACUGCCUCAGCCACGCCUCCCCCAUGGCAGGUGUUUUCUGAACACAGACACACACACACACACACACACACACAUCUAGCUCAGGAACCUUGCUAUUCCUCUCUGGUUAGGAAUGUCCCAUUCCCCUGUGCCUGGAGUCCAGGAUCAGACCCCUCUCAAUUGCCCCUUUACCUGUCCAGCCUCUCCAGGGCCCCACCCCUGGGUGGGGGAGGGGCCUCAACCUGCCACCUCACCCCCCAUUCCAGCCGGGGGCUCAGGUCUCCAACAACAGAACCAAGCCACUCAGCAACGCUGGAAACCAUUUCAGGAGGCCUGGGGCCCCUGGUCCCAAGCCAGGAGGGCUUUAGGGGAGAGACACAGCCCCUGGCAGACUCAUCUUGUAGCUCAGGGGGCUGAGGGUGUCAGGGAGGCAGGCACAAGUGCGGUUCUCUUUCCCCUUUCCUGUACUGGGGGUUCUCAGGGCCGGCAGUGGGGCAGGAGGCCUUGGAGGCAGAGCCUGUGGGGUGGGGGUGGCCGCAGGACAGUGUCUGGUGGCAGGGACACCAUGGCCACCAUCCAGUCGGAGACUGACUGCUACGACGUCAUUGAAGUGCUGGGCAAGGGCACCUUCGGGGAGGUGGCCAAGGGCUGGCGGCGAAGCACGGGCGAGAUGGUGGCCAUCAAGAUCCUCAAGAAUGACGCCUACCGCAACCGUAUCAUCAAGAAUGAGCUGAAGCUGCUGCACUGCAUGAGGGGCCUGGAUCCCGAGGAGGCCCAUGUCGUCCGCUUCCUUGAGUUCUUCCAUGACGCUCUCAGGUUCUACCUGGUCUUCGAGCUGCUGGAGCAAAACCUUUUUGAAUUCCAGAAGGAGAACAACUUUGCACCCCUCCCUGCCCGUCACAUCCGCACGGUCACCCUGCAGGUGCUCAGAGCCCUGACCCGGUUCAAGGAACUGGCAAUCAUCCACGCUGAUCUCAAACCUGAGAACAUCAUGCUGGUAGACCAGACCCGCUGCCCCUUCAGGGUCAAGGUGAUUGACUUCGGCUCAGCCAGCAUCUUCAGUGAGGUGCGCCAUGUGAAGGAGCCAUACAUCCAGUCGCGUUUCUACCGGGCCCCCGAGAUUCUUCUGGGGCUGCCCUUCUGUGAGAAGAUAGAUGUGUGGUCCCUGGGCUGCAUCAUGGCUGAGCUGCACCUGGGCUGGCCCCUCUACCCAGGCAACAGCGAGUAUGACCAGGUGCGCUACAUCUGUGAGACGCAGGGCCUGCCGAAGCCUCACCUGCUGCAUAACGCCCCCAAGGCCCUCCACUUUUUCAAGUGCAAUCCCUACCCUGAUGCCACGAACCCCUGGCAGCUCAAGUCCUCAGCCGACUACCUGGCCGAGACCAAGGUGCCCCCACUGGAGCGCCGCAAGUACAUGCUCAAGUCACUGGACCAGAUUGAGACAGUGAACAGUGGCAGGGUAGCCACUCGGCUCUCCUUCCCAGACCGCGAGGCACUGGCAGAGCACGCCGACCUCAAGAGCAUGGUGGAGCUGAUCAAGCGCAUGCUGACCUGGGAGUCCCACGAGCGCAUCAGCCCCAGCGCAGCCCUGUGCCACCCCUUCGUGUCCAUGCAGCAGCUGCGCAGUGCCCACAAGACCACCCACUACUACCAGCUCUCGCUGCGUGGCUGCCACCUCUCACUGCAGGUGGAGGGCAAGCCACCCAUGCCUGUUGUGGCCGCUGCCGAUGAAGGGCCCCCCUACUACUGUCUGGCUGAGGAGGAGAAGGCCACAGGCAUGGGCAGUGUGCCUUUCUUCCACGAGAAGGUCCUGAGCAUGGAAAGGGCCAUUGAUCAGCUGGAUGGCCUGAGUCUGGAGGAGGCGAGCUGCAGGCCAUGGGGAGAGACCUGCACUGACGUCCCCAACAUGCUGGCCCCGCUCAAGGCAGCUGCUGCUGCGUGCCAGGGGCCUGACACAGGCCCUGAGCCCAUAAUGGCCUUUUAUGGCAGGCGCCUGGGUGGCUGCCACAAGGCCCGCAAGCCACGUGCAAGCUCCAAGUCUGACUCCAACUUCAGCAACCUCAUCCGGCUGAGCCAGGCCUCCCCUGAAGACGACGGGCCCUGCCAGGGCAGCAGCUGGGCAGAAGGCAAGCACCAUGGGGCCUCUGCCGAGCUGCCCACCACCCCACAGCAGGACAGGGAUGGGCUGGACGUCAAGGAUAUGACCAUGGAUGCUGAGGGGCCAGGCCCUAAGCUCUUCAACCACAGCAGCUGUCCUGGGGAAUGGCUGAGUGAGCCGGACUGGAUCUUGGAGGGCAUCAGGGGGCCACAGGCCCAGGGGCUCCAGCCCUGCCAUACCCUUCCGCAUGGCCCACCCCAGGCCACCAGCUUUCUAUAGCAUGUUGGUGGGCACUGGUGACCCCACCCCAGCCCAUCACUGCAGGCUGAGCCAGCUGGGAUGGCAUCCCCUCUUCAGAGCCAUCCUCUGAACCCACAAAUUAUUCUUACAGAUAAUUAUUCAGAAAUUCUCCACUCCCCCUGCCCAUGCCUGCACCUCCCCACCGCCAUAAACACAGGAGGGCCUUGGGGUCUGGCCCAUGGCCUCCUCAGCCAAAGGGACACAGGAAGGGGGAUGGCUGCUCCCCGCUGGCCCUGAGCACACCUUCCACCCUUGCUGCUUCCGCCCAUUUCAAUAAAGACUGUCCGGCA